Molecule: messenger RNA, 853 nt
Organism: Momordica charantia (bitter melon)
Lineage: Eukaryota; Viridiplantae; Streptophyta; Magnoliopsida; Cucurbitales; Cucurbitaceae
Source: RefSeq, a predicted model, not a curated record
AUAUUGACGUCGCUGUUGGUGGCGAUGAUGGGGCAGGCUCGGUACAUGUGCGUCAUCGGACGGUCCAGAGUGGUCCCCGCCUGGUUCGCCGAGGUCCAUCCCAAAACCUCCACUCCCCUCAACGCCUCCGCCUUUCUUGGGGUAUUCACCGCUGCCAUCGCUCUUUUCGCUGACCUCGAUGUUCUGCUCAACUUUGUAUGCAUUGGUACGCUCUUUGUCUUCUACAUGGUGGCCAACGCUGUUAUUUAUCGGCGUUAUGUCAUGGUAGGAAGGACAGAUCCACGACCGACGUUAUCAUUCCUCUGCUCAUUCUCACUCACUGCCAUCAUAUUCACUCUCUUGUGGCAUUUUGUAAGUCCAGGGAAGGCCAAAACCGCCUUACUCAGCGUCACUGCCUUCAUCGCCAUCGCUGUCUCGCUAAUCUUCCAUUGUGUGGUACCUCAGGCACGAAAGCCCGAAUUCUGGGGGGUCCCCUUAAUGCCAUGGAUACCCUGCGCAUCAAUCUUCCUUAACAUAUUCUUGUUGGGGUCUCUCGACGGUACAUCCUACAUACGAUUCGUGUUCUUUUCAAUCCUCACCGUACUGGUGUACGUGCUGUACAGCGUCCAUUCAAGCUCCGAUGCAGAAGGAGACGGCUCCCUGUGCAUAAAGAACCCCGGGGAGGUUCCAGAAUUAGAAAACAGCUUCAAAGUAUAGAAAUGUAAAAGUUAGUUUCUGUGGACUGUUUCUUUUACUUGACAAAUUAAUCUUUAUUGUAUAAAGGAAAAGAAAGUAGAGAAGAAAAAGGAAGUUCUGCAAAAGGGGAAAGAUGUAAAUAGUUUGGAAGCUGAAAUGGGCAGUGUUUUUAUUUGGA